ACUGUACGCUGGUGCUGGGAGCGCCUGCCUUCUCUUGCCUUGAGAGCCUCCUCUUUGGACCUAGUCACCGCUGUCCUCACGGUGAUGUUGGACUCAGUGACCCACAGCACCUUCCUACCCAACACGUCCUUCUGCGACCCCCUGAUGUCGUGGACUGAUCUGUUCAGCAAUGAAGAGUAUUAUCCUGCCUUUGAGCAUCAGACAGCCUGCGACUCCUACUGGACGUCCGUCCACCCGGAGUACUGGACCAAGCGCCACGUCUGGGAAUGGCUCCAGUUCUGCUGUGACCAGUACAAGCUGGAUGCCAACUGCAUCUCCUUCUGCCACUUCAACGUCAGCGGCCCGCAGCUGUGCAGCAUGACGCAGGAGGAGUUCAUCGAGGCGGCCGGCAUCUGUGGGGAGUACCUCUACCUCAUCCUCCAGAACAUCCGCUCGCAAGGUUACUCCUUCUUCAACGACACGGAGGAGACCAAGGCCGCCAUCAAAGACUAUGCUGAUACAAAUUGUUUGAAAACAAGUGGCAUCAAAAGUCAAGACUGUCACAGUCAUAGUCGAACAAGCCUCCAGAGUUCUCAUCUGUGGGAAUUUGUGCGAGACCUGCUUCUAUCUCCUGAAGAAAACUGUGGCAUCCUGGAAUGGGAAGAUAGGGAACAAGGUAUUUUUCGGGUGGUAAAAUCAGAAGCCCUGGCAAAGAUGUGGGGACAAAGGAAGAAGAAUGACAGAAUGACGUAUGAAAAGCUGAGCAGAGCUCUGAGGUACUACUACAAAACGGGAAUUCUGGAGCGAGUCGACCGAAGGCUAGUGUACAAAUUUGGAAAAAAUGCACACGGGUGGCAGGAAGACAAGCUAUGAUCUGCUCGAUUUUACGGAUCUCUGUCUUCUCAAUCAGAUCGCAAUAGACACUCACUGCAAAGUCUUUUUGUUGUUGUUGUUCACCUGCAAGUGAGCUGAUAAAAUUUCUCCACCUCUCAGCUUACGUUUGGAUUCAGAGUUGUUGUUGUCUGCUGGGGGACAGUGGCAGCAGCCCUUAAGAAAUUCCUUAAUUCCUUUUUUUUUUUUCCUUACCCGAGGGGGAGGAGGAGGGCAUGAUCAUUUGCAGUACCUUGAUCACACAUCACUUCCCUAAUCAAGAGUUGCGGAUGCACAGUAGCCCCGUGCUAUUGGUGCCGCUCAGAGGAGAGGGUCCAGUUCUGCCACUGGAGGCUCUCCAGGGCUCCCAUUCAACAGGCUCAGAAGUUUUCACAUUGUUAACAGCGGCAGCUCGCAAAGGAAGAGCAGUUGGGAUAGUGGGAGGGGGUGAGACGUGUGUCAGACAGACACACUGCAGAUUUUAAAUAGUUCGCAUCAGAUGCCAUAGAAGAGUUUCUUAAUCGAUAAAGGAGCGAAUCCAUCAAGCUGGGACAUGACUGGACUUAGCCUAGGCUUAAUAGUAAGUUUCUGAACCAGAGCAUCCCUGGGGCCACUCAGCAAAAUUCCCAUAGCCAUCUUUCUAGAGCAACACACUUAAAACUAGGCACAUUAUUGACUCCUGCUGAGUUUAUUUCCCCCUCUUCUCCUCCUGGUGGGGGGCGGCCAGGUUAGUCUAUGGAUACUUGCACCGAUUUCCAAACCACCGGUGUUUCUGAUUCAAGCUGCCAGCGCCACAAAAUUGGAACUCAAUCAUUCCGUCUGUGGCCAAGGCGUUAAAUAAACCCUUAUAGAACUGGCAGUGUCCUGACAACUCUGUAAAGGCCAAUUAAAUGUGUAAGUCUCUUUUGUUUUGUCUUCCCGGAAUGUACUCAAGCUCUAAAAUAUAUUUCCUUGACAAAAGUAGAGUGAAUUUAUACCAGUAAAUGUCACGGGUUCGAGUCUGCACUGGCAUCUUCUCAUUACUCGCCAGUGGGGAAGCCAUGAGUGACCUACAACGAGGUGGCUGUCCCUAGGGCUGCUACUCCGCCAGAGCAGGGAUCUCCAUGUGACCAGGCACUGAACCACCGUACAGGCUGAGGACCUCCUUGCGUAGAGUUUAACUUCAAAAGCAACGUGCUUUAAAAAAAAUGUGAAUUACUGUAAAAUAAUCUAUUUUUGGAUUCAUGUGUUUUCCAGGUGGAUAUAGUUUGUAAACAAUGUGA
This is a messenger RNA of Hyaena hyaena (striped hyena), 2111 nucleotides long. RefSeq names its product E74 like ETS transcription factor 5 (gene ELF5). Gene Ontology annotation, molecular function: sequence-specific DNA binding; DNA-binding transcription factor activity, RNA polymerase II-specific. The transcript has 7 exons. The record is from RefSeq and is a predicted model, not a curated record. Gene Ontology annotation, biological process: cell differentiation; regulation of transcription by RNA polymerase II. The coding region runs from base 85 to 852 and encodes 255 amino acids. Lineage: Eukaryota; Metazoa; Chordata; Mammalia; Carnivora; Hyaenidae. Gene Ontology annotation, cellular component: nucleus.